Molecule: messenger RNA, 3610 nt
Organism: Patella vulgata (common limpet)
Lineage: Eukaryota; Metazoa; Mollusca; Gastropoda; Patellidae
Product: zinc finger protein 704
Exons: 7
Coding region: 152-1735 (527 amino acids)
Biological process (GO): regulation of transcription by RNA polymerase II
Cellular component (GO): nucleus
Molecular function (GO): DNA-binding transcription factor activity; RNA polymerase II cis-regulatory region sequence-specific DNA binding
Source: RefSeq, a predicted model, not a curated record
ACCAUAACAAACCGGCGCACUUCACCGGCAUCGCUGAAAGCUGUUACAAAAGUGACCAUACUGAGACUAUUCCUGGGAAUUUUUGGAUUCUGAAAAUUUUGAUAAACUGUUUAGAAAUCAGUGGUUCUCGAUGUAACUCAAGAUUGUGAAAAUGUUUGGAACGAGGCGAUUAGCUAAGCGUUCUAUUGUGGGCACGAAAGUGUCAGCAUUAUAUCAAGAUGGCCGUUAUUAUACGGGUGUAAUUCUGUCCCAGAUAGCCGAGGAAGGCAACAAUUCAACCGGUCUUUAUUCGGUCAGAUUUGAAGAUGGUAUUGAAAAAUCCGUCACAUCGAACAAUAUUAUAGGACCCGGAUUCGAUACCAUUAUGGCAAAAACUUUGAAAAUUGGACAGAGAGUGUUUAUCACGAUGAAUGGACGUGAAGUUCGUGGAACGGUCGCCGUUCAUGAUAAAAUAUCGGACGAAGUUAUGAUAAAUAUUGACGAUAUGAAACAAGUGAUUCGAAAAAUCGACGAAAUUCGACUUAUGGAAAGCAGAAAAUCGGCCAGAUUAUCCGACCAAGAUACCGACUAUUCCAAGCUGGCUGACGUCACCGAGCCGAAAAGGAGAACCGUGUCCCACUUUAUCGACGUUCCAGCCAAAAACCCUCACCACCGUGAAAGACAGAAUACAAACGACCUCGAUGAACUCGAUGACGUGGAGAUGGUCGAUGAGUCUGUCGCUGCCAUGGCGCUAACCAACCUGUCUUGUAGCCCAGCUUCUCCAUUACUAGCAACAUCUUUUCCAGACAGAGAUCUUCUCAUGGGGUCACAUUCUUACAGAGACAAUUGUGGCCAUUUAUCCAGCUCCGUAGCCAGUAGUGGCUUCUACAGUGGUGUGUCCGAGGGUAAUGAUCGCUCCCCACCCAUGAACACCCACCUGAGUGAAAGCGCCCCCGAUCGCUUACUAAACUUUGAAGCUUCGCCCACCGAUGACGGCCUGGACCUGGAAGAAGACGUCAAACACUAUUAUUAUGACGACGAUUCGACGCCCCUAAGGAAGAAACAACGAUCUCAGGUUCACACAGAGAUACGAUAUCAGUGUACAUGGCCAAAAUGUAAAACUAUUUAUAACACUGUAAAUGAGAUAGAGAGACAUGUUCGUACAGCUCAUCUUGGGAGAGACAGUGACAGCGAAUUAUCUGAUAAUGAAGAAGAAUUUUAUUUUACGGAAGUUGAAGUUAAUAUUGAUAAUGUGACAGAGAAAUUCUCGUAUAUGACGACAUCAUCCCCUCCCAGUAACUUACAAUUAAUUGAUCCCAAAUCCCUCGGUGUAUUUGAUCAUGAUUACCAAAGAAAGGAACAUCGCCAUAAUAGUGGUAGCCAGGCUUCUUCAGUUCCCUCCCCUGGAUUUCACAUGAAUCCCGGUAUGUCUAGUACACCUAUUCCAAUUAAAGUUAUUGAUGGUAACGUCAAGAGAUCUCUAUCAUGGCAGAACUCACAAAAUUCAUCACCUAAUGCUCUCUCGAUAUCCUCCCCGAUCCGCAGUAAUCGACUUUCUCCUCAAGCGCGUCUGCAACAACAUCAAGCUCAAUCACCAAAAUCUCAUCUCUUCUCCUCCUCACCAAAAUCAAACGCCAUGCAUCGCAAACCUCGCAGCGAGGUGAGAAAAUGCCGGAAAAUUUACGGAAUGGAAAACAGGGAUCAAUGGUGUACCCAAUGUAAAUGGAAGAAAGCCUGCAGUCGUUUCCAAGAUUGAAUAACAUCAUAAGGAAGAUUUUAUUUAAUUAAUUCUUGCAUCUCAGUAAAACAUAAAAGACAUUAUUAAGACCUAGACCUGACUUCAAAGUUGAUUUUAUUUAAUCACUUUUUACAUUUAUGUUAAACAUCAAAAACAUUAUUAUGGCCUAGACCUGACUUGAAUAAUAUGCCAGUAUAUUUCUAAGAUUAAUUUUGUGAUCCAAAUGUGAAGGUCUUUCUAUUAAGGGCACGUUAAGAGUUAUCUCCCUUUUAAUAUAGGGUUAAGCUGUGUUGAAAAACUAUCCUUUUAAAAGGUAACUGUCCAUUAGUACAAUAUGAUACAUCUUAUUCAUCUUGUGUUAUCCACUCCUAAUGUCAUAGCUGUUAGCUGAAUUUUCCUUGAACUAUUUUUAUCUGAACAACACAAACAGAUUUUGAUGUGAUUUGAGUAUAGGCCUAUUUUGUGCUCAAGUUGUGCUUAAGUAUAGGUCUAUGUUAUCCUCAAGUUGUGCUUGAGCAUAGGCCUUUGUCAUGCACCCUUUGUACUGGAGUAUAGAGCUAUGCUCAGUUGUGCUUGAGUCUUCGUCAUGCUCCAGUUGUAUUUGAGUAUAGGCCUAUGUCAUUUUCCAGUUGUGCUGGAGUAAAGGCCUUUGAAUUCGCCAGUUGUGCUUGUGUAUAGGCCUAUGUCAUACUCAAGUUAUGUUUGCUUAGAUUUAUAUGGUUUACAUGUUAAGUUAGUAUUAUUUUAAAAUGUUAUAUUACAUUUUAUAUGAUAAACAAAGAAUUAUGCUGGUUAAGAAAGAACUGGCUCUCGGUUGAGCUCACAGCGUGUUGUGUCAAGACAGGAAACCAUUUCUUCCUAGAGGUGUUGCAGGAAUCAAAUUACCCUCUAGAGGGAUAUGGUGAAUUACACAGUUCCACCUAGGAGGCUUGGCUUAGGAGCAGACCGCUCGAGAAAUUAAACCUAAUUAAAUCUUUAUUAACAGUAAUGUUAAACAGUGUUUUAUAAAGCAAACCCAAUUUGGAAGCAAAGCAGAAUGGGUAAAUUUAAGAGUAACUUCCCUUUCAAUAUACAUGAAGGGUUAAGCUGUUUGCAUAGUGUUGAUUUGAGUUUGAAAUAAGAAAAAACAUCCUUUAAAAAAAACAUGCCAUCUUUGAGAGACAACAGAUUGUACUAAAUGCCUUAGUCCUUUUAAUUAGGACAAAAACCAUCUCAGGUGUUAAAAAUUAAUCAGGCAUAUUUUUUUUUUUUUGUAUCGUAUUCGUAGCCUAAUUCCAGCCAGAGCUUAAAGCGGUAAUUUCAUGUUUUCUAACUCCAAACAUAAUUAUUUAUAUAUUUAUUACUUAAUAGAUUGUCAAAUUUCUACUUUACAAUCAUAGGAAUCAUUCAAGCAUUUACAAAGCAUUCACAUAAAAAUUUGAAAUAUUUUCUAGUCGCACACAGUAGGCCUACAUGGAAAUUGUAUGAUUUUUCCCUGGAAAAUUAACAGGAUCAUUCUUUAAUAAGGUAGGACUGUAUAGAUUCCAUGUAUUUUAAAGUUUUAUUUUAACAUAUUUUAAAUGUAUAAAAAAAUGCAAUUGUCACUUUAAAUUGAUAGAUCAUUGAUAUUUUAAGUCCUGAUGCUAAUGAUCCAAAUCCAUCAUUUGUAUAAAACCACCUUCAUCAUUAUUCUUAAGACAAAUGGCAGUUUUAAAAGGCAAUAACAGAUAGUUUGUGAAAAUACACCCUUUUAAUUUUAAAGAUGCAUUAUGUAAGAGCUAAAUCAGCCUACUACAGGUCUUUUUUAUGGCUUCAAAUGUUAUAUAAAUUAUUAUUUAGACAUUUAGUCACAUGACAAGCUCAUAAUCAAUUCUCUAGACUAUCAGAUGGCAGAGAUUUAAAUGGAUUUAAACA